UCAAACAUAAACUAGAUUAACCCGGAUUGGACAUCAUCUGAAAUCCAAAAAAAUAAAAUUAGAGGAUAUAAUCGCAUGAUCUAGUCUGUCAAUACACCAAAUCAGAGCCUAAUAAAAAAAAAUGGCAGAGUACUUGGUAACUGGAGGAACAAGCUUUAUAGCCUCUCACGUCAUCAAGGCACUUCUCGAAUCGGGUCAUUCCGUAAGAACAACUGUUAGAGACUCAUAUGAAGAAAAGGUUGGUUUCUUGUGGGAGUUAAAAGGAGCAAAAGAAAGGUUGAAGAUGUUUGAAGCCGAUCUAACGGUAGAAGGAAGCUUUGACGAAGCUGUCAAUGGUGUUGAUGGAGUCUUUCACAUCGCAUCCCGAGUUUCUGUUGCCACCGUUGGUCUAGACAACAACAAUAUGGAGAAAUUUGAUCCUGAUCGAAGUGGAAUAAUGAAUGUGAUGAACUUUUGUGCAAAGUCAAGAAACACUGUGAAGAGGAUUGUUCUCACAUCUUCUUCAACCGCAAUACGGUACCGUUUUGACGCUACACAAGUCUCUCCACUCAAAGAAUCGCAUUGGAGUGAUCUUGAAUACUGCAAACACUUAAAAAUUUGGUAUGGUUAUGCAAAGACUUUAGGGGAGAAAGAAGCUUGGAAGAUGGCAGCUGAGAAGAAACUAAACCUAGUUGUCGUGAUCCCUACGUUUUGUAUCGGUCCAAUUCUUAGUCCAAACCCCACAAGCUCCCCUCGAAUUUUUCUGUCCAUUGUCAAAGGGGCUCGUGGAAGUUACCCAAAUUUCAGGGGAGGGUUUGUGCACAUAGACGAUGUAGUUGCUGCACAAAUCUUAGCAAUGGAAGAGCCUAAAGCAUCAAGAAGAAUCUUAUGUUCCAGCUCAAUGGCUCAUUGGUCAGAGAUCAUUGAGAUGCUAAUAAUCAAAUACCCAUUAUACCCAUUUGAGACCAAGUGUGGUAGUGAAGAAGGGAGAGAUAUGCCUCAUAGUUUGGACACAACAAAGAUUUAACAACUUGGCUUUACGUCUUUCAGGUCAUUACCUGAGAUGUUUGAUGACUGUAUCAAGUGCUUCCAAGACAAGGGUCUACUCUGAAAACACAAAAUUUAUAUAUCAAGCUUAUGUGAGAAUCUUAUGGAUUGAUUUUAUUCAUAACAUAAACGAGUUAUCUCUUAUCUAAAUGAUUCCAAACUUUGUAUGUUCCCAUCAAUCUUGGACUAUGAAAUAGAAAUAAUAUCAUCUCCAUCAUA
Molecule: messenger RNA, 1245 nt
Organism: Camelina sativa (false flax)
Lineage: Eukaryota; Viridiplantae; Streptophyta; Magnoliopsida; Brassicales; Brassicaceae
Product: tetraketide alpha-pyrone reductase 2-like
Molecular function (GO): oxidoreductase activity, acting on the CH-OH group of donors, NAD or NADP as acceptor
Source: RefSeq, a predicted model, not a curated record